This is a messenger RNA of Schistosoma turkestanicum, 444 nucleotides long. The record is from the annotation of a GenBank genome assembly. NCBI's taxonomy places the organism in Eukaryota, Metazoa, Platyhelminthes, Trematoda, Strigeidida, Schistosomatidae.
AUGAGUUCAGAUGCGCUGCCAUGUGAUGAUUUCUUCCAAUCAGCAAGGCUCCUCGCAUUGUGGAGAGAAUCUGAUGACCGUGUGAGAAAUAAACUCAAUACAGAACUCCCUACAACAUCAUUUCACAACAAAGUAGACUAUGCCAGCAAGUGUAAUACAUUUGUCAAUAAAAUGCUUAGGAAUCACGAUCAAAGAACUAAAGCAAUCAAGCAUUGCAUCAAUCUAUCCGCUGAGAGAAUAAGCGUACUUAAACGUUCAUCGGAAUCCAAUAAUAAUGAAAACAAUAAAGAAGUCAUGCGGAAAAUCCGCGAUAAGCAAAGCCUGUUAAGACAGUUCCAAACCGAACUUUUGAAUGAAGAAGUUAUUCAAACUUCUGCGUUGAAAGUGAUAUACGAACGCUGUCGUGAGCAUUUUCGGCAUCCUGUUUUCGAUCAGUUCAAGUAG